Messenger RNA from Diorhabda sublineata, 402 nucleotides. RefSeq names its product histone H1.2-like. The transcript is spliced from 3 exons. Gene Ontology annotation, molecular function: nucleosomal DNA binding; double-stranded DNA binding; structural constituent of chromatin. The record is from RefSeq and is a predicted model, not a curated record. Bases 1 to 402 code for a protein of 133 amino acids. Lineage: Eukaryota; Metazoa; Arthropoda; Insecta; Coleoptera; Chrysomelidae. Gene Ontology annotation, cellular component: nucleus; nucleosome. Gene Ontology annotation, biological process: nucleosome assembly; chromosome condensation; negative regulation of DNA recombination.
AUGGCGGAUACAGAAAAUCAAACUUCGGUUGUAACCGCAACGUCUGCGUCUAAUUCACCGCAGGUUUCGUCGUCUCCAAUAAAUAAAAAGGAAAAAAAAGCUAAAAAUCCUAGGACCAAACCAUCUCAUCCACCGACUUCGGAAAUGGUAAACAAUGCGAUCAAAGGUUUAAAGGAACGCGGAGGCUCAUCUUUACAAGCAAUUCAAAAGUACAUUGCUGCCAUUUAUAAAGUUGAUGCAGAAAAAGUAGCGCCAUUCAUCAAAAAAUAUUUGAAAGCAUUCAAAUUAGCUUCGGCAACUUCAUCUGGUGGCAGUCCCACGAAAAAGCCGAAAGCAGCUGCUAGCAGUUCCUCUCCUAAAGCAAGAAAAGCCGCCGCCGCCGCCGUUGUUACCACCUUCUAA